AUGAUGCUGAUUACGACUGUGAACUUUUUUUCUGCUUUAGGAGAAUUCUCAACAAGUACCUUUCAAUCUACCACACCUGUAGUCGAAAUAUCAAUCAACUCAUUAAACCAACAGCAAGCCACAUUUAUUUGGUUUCAACUUCUGACAGAUGUGUUACUGUAUCAACCUAAAAUUACGAAUAAAGUUUAUUCGAAAAUGCUAGAAGAAUGUCGACAUUUUUAUAAGGACAAUUCUACAGCGCAGAAAUCUAUUGAUGAGUUUGAAAUUGAGUAUACAUCCGAUAAAGCGAUCUUGUGGUAUACGCGUCCUAGCUUCUUGGCAAACCUGUUGAAUACAGCGUUACGGACGGAAAAUAUGAGAACUACGCUGCAGUUUCGUGAUUUUAUUGUCGACAUUUAUCAACAACUACUCAAAUCAUGUUCGUCUACAAACUACAAAUAUCCAUUUACGGUCUAUCGUGGACAAUCAAUGAAUCCCAUGGAACUUAAGAAAUUGAAAUCUAACGUAGGUGGAUUUAUAUCAUUCAAUACAUUUUUCUCAACAUCACUUUCCAGUCAAUUAGCUCUCUCGCACGCUGGCGAUAAAUAUUGCAGUGCGUUCUAUGAGUCAGUUCUAUUUGAAAUUGAAAUUAAAACUAUGAAUGCCAACAAACCAUUCGCUAAUAUUCGUUACUUAAGUUAUCGUCGAGAAGAAGAUGAAAUAUUAUUUUGUAUGGGUACAGUAUUUCGAAUCGAUUACGUCGUUCAAUUACUUAGUAAAAUUUGGCAUAUAAAAUUAAUACUCAGUAAUAAAGAAGUGCAUGAAAUAGAUGCGUUGAUGAGUGGUGUGAAAAGUGAAUUCGAUAAAUCGCUAACAAUUUACAAUCUAGGAAAUUUUUGGCACGAACGAGGCGAGUUUGCUAAAGCCAUUGAUUAUUGUAAAUUAUUGCUUGAAGAAUUUGAUGCGGAUCAGACGGCAAUGUCAAUCAUUAAUAAUAACAUUGGGCUCAUCUAUGAAUCCAGGAAUGACUAUGAUAUAGCAAUUAAAUAUUUUGACAAAGCAAUAGAAUUGCAUGGAGCUCCUAGUGACAGUUGUUCUAGCGCCUUUCAGCCGCUUGAAGAAGCUGUUGACAUCAUAUGUAAUUCGUUUCUUGUGGUUAUUUGCUUAAAACUGGUUAUUUAUGAACGAAUGGCUAAACUACUGCGAAUACCCACAGGAAGAACGACCUUAUCGAAAAAUGAUACCGUGACACAGGAAUUUAUUGGUAUAUGGCUUCAUUCAAUAUCUGAAGACAAUAGUACGACACAUAGUCGAUUAAAAUCUUUUUUUGAUUACUUAGUACCACUUCAAGAUAUUUGUGAAUGCAUUGCUUACGUAGUAAAAAUUGAAAUCAAACAAAUCUUUUUGAUUGUAUCUGCACGAUUAUUUAAAAUCAAUUUUAUUAAAUCGAUGAUUUCUCUUAUUCACAAUCGAACAGAAAUACAAUUCAUUUAUAUUUCUUGUGAAGAUACAACUGAAUUAGACGAAUGGGUAAAACAAGAGUUUUAUACGAAAGUUCAAGAUCGAGUCUAUAUUGAUGAAAACCUUCUUUUCGAACAACUAGAAAAGGACCUUCCUGUGCCAAAACAGCUACCUUCAACCAAAGAAGAGAGGAGGCCGCUAAGCUUGUUUAAGAAUAAGGAUAAAGAUACUUUAAUAAGAAAUCUUAGUGAAGAAUCUGUUGCAUUCAUUCGGUAUCAGCUACUCAUUGAAAUAUUACUUCGUAUGCCAUUAUCGGAUAAGGCUAAACGCAUUAUGUUAGAACAUUGUCGAAAGUGUUACGACGAGAAUGAUCCAGAACAAACGCAUAUUACUGAAUUUGAAAAGACAUAUCGAAUUGGCGUAUUAGGUACAGCAAUUCAUUGGUAUAGUCGUCAGUGUUUUCUAAACCGUUUAUUAGCAAAGGCUUUAAGCACACAAGAUGCGAAUUAUCUGUACACGUUUCGGUUUAUUAUUUCGGAAUUGCAUAAUGAGUUACGUUCAUUAAACUCGGUUAGAACUCAGUCAUUGCCAUCAAAACUCUUUAGAGGUAAAGUUCUGUCAACAGACACCCUAGAAGAUCUAAAGAAAAACGUUGAGGGACUUGUAUCGAUGAUUGGAUUUUUUUCUGCAACUACCAACCCAGCAAUAAGCGACAUAUAUGCAGGAACUGACUGUUCGCUUCGGACAGAUCAGAAACACGUUGUAUUCAAUUUAUACGUUAAAAAUGGUGUCACAACAAAGCCAUUCGCCAGUAUUCGACAAUAUAGUGCAAUGCCACAUGAAGAUGAAAUCCUGUUUUCUGUCGGCACCGUAUGGCGUAUUCUAAAUGUCAAGCUGAAUGAAAACGGAGUAUGGAAUAUAGAAUUAGAAUUAAGUAAAGAAGAUGACGAACGAUGCAUUGAACUGUCAGAAUAUUUGAAAAAACAAAUCGGUGAAAUACCAACCCUAUUAACUCUAGGAAACUUUUUAUCUGCAAUCGGCCAGCAUGAAAAAGCUGAGAAACACUAUAGAUUGUUAUUGGACGAACUACCCAAAGAUCAUAAAGAUAUCGGAGUGAUUUAUAAUAAUAUUGGCUUUAUACGCUAUGAAAACAAAGAUUUUUGUGGAGCAGAAGAUUGGUUUCGGAAAGCACAAAACUUUUUCGAAAAUAUGAAUAAAACAGAUAAUAAGACAAACACCACCUUACCUCACCUCUUAUUAUCUAUUCUUAAAUUCUUCACCUUAAAAAAUGAUUCAAUGAAUAAAACAAAUGCUAACACUGAUAAUAAAUUACAUGUCGAUAUAGCUAAUUAUAACCAUGAUCUAGCACGUUCGACCACUAAUAGUGACCUUUUUUCAGCUACAUCGUUGAAACGUCACAAUGAAACACUUGAAUGUAUAACCAAAUCUUUACAAGCAGAUCAUUCAUCGUCAGUUGCAAUCUUGGUUAACAAUAAAGGUUUGAUUCAUUAUAAACGAGGUGACUAUACAACGGCAUUAACCUGCUACAUUGAAGCACUUAAAAUUUUAAAUGAAAAUAAUGGACGUUAUCCUCCAGACAUAUCAGCGGUACAUAAUAAUAUUGGUGCGAUGUAUUUCAAAACGGAUGAACACGCUAAAGCUUUAGAAAAUUUUGAUUUAGCUGUUAAGGUUGGCCUAGAAUUGUUGCCACCGACACACAAGUGGAUUAUUGAAUACACGAACAAUAAAGCAGCAGUGUUGAAACAUAUUAACUCUAUGUCUAAGCAUCCGAAAUUGAAUUCGAAUAAUCGAACAACUACAGGCUAA
This is a messenger RNA of Didymodactylos carnosus, 3267 nucleotides long. The record is from the annotation of a GenBank genome assembly. Lineage: Eukaryota; Metazoa; Rotifera; Eurotatoria; Philodinida; Philodinidae.